UCCGAGGAGAGUACGGAGAUUGGGAAUACGAGCGAUUUUAACCGAGAAAAACAGUCUUAUUCGUUUGUAACAAUGUGGUGGGGUUAGCCAGAGCCACCGCACUCGCAGCCUUUUAGACGAUGUUUGCAGAGGUAAGUCUGCACUGGCGGAAAAGACACGUUUAUCGUUACUGUAGUUUGUUUUCCAGUGAUAGACAGGGCUAGUUAGCUUGUAGCAGCUAGCGCCUUUAGCCCCGCAGGUAAACACAGAGCCUGAGCGGGGAGAGGACGGGCGGCACACAGCCUCUGUGUCUCUAGAAAGGCUGCCUGCCAUAAGUGGCAGUCAACCUGGGAUUACACAGCUAACGCUGCGUUAAUACACAGAGCUUAGGAUAUCUGUACUGUCAACACCGUACUGGAAUUAGCUCGACAUCGGCAAUGUCGGUAAUAUGCGUUUAGAUUAUGAGUAACGUCCCUCAACAACGAGUUUCUACAUCACAACAAACACAGGCCAGUCUGUCCAUCUGGGGAUGGGGGGGUCUUGGAGUCGUGCUGUUCCUCGUCACCUUUGGACCCUUUGCCAUAUUCUACCUGGCCUUUUAUAUCUUCUGCUUCAUUGGAGGGGGCUUUGCGGUCACGCUGCUCUAUGGAAAGAUCAACUCCGAGAAACACCUGGAGAAGUGCGAGCACUCUUACUUGCCGCCCACUCAAAUUGGUAUACUGAAGACGUUGGAUGAGAUGCGGCUGGAGAUGAAGCCGAUAAAGAUUGACAGGAGACUGACUGGCUCCAGUUUCAUAGAUGAGCCACUACAACAGGUGAUCCAAUUUGCUCUGAGAGACUAUAUCCAAUACUGGUACUACACUCUGAGCGAAGAUGAGUCCUUCUUAUUAGAGAUCAGACAGACGCUGCAGAAUGCCCUUGUCCAGUUUUCCACACGGUCCAAAGAGGUGGACUGGCAGCCUUACUUCACCACUCGCCUGGUGGACGACUUUGCCACCCAUUUACGUGUCUUUCGAAAAGCCCAGGAUCGCCUCGCUGACAGAGAGGACAAGCAAAGGGACAUAACAGACGAGCUGGUGGACUCGUUCUUUGAGGCCGAGGUGGAGAUGGAAAGGAAGAUUUGUCGAGAUGUAGUGUGCACUUCACACAAAGAUGAAGAAGGUUUCCUUCGGGACUUGUGUGAGUUGCUUCUGUAUCUGUUACUACCUCCUGGAGAUUUCCACAACAAAAACAUGAGAUACUUCCUACGGGAAGUGCUGGCGCGUGGUGUGCUGCUUCCUCUCAUCAAUCAGCUGAGCGACCCAGACUACAUCAAUCAGUUUGUCAUCUGGAUGAUUCGGGAUUCCAGCUGUAACUAUGAAGCCUUCAUGAACAUCCUGAAGCUGACAGACAAACCUCCUGAGCUGGAGGCCGUAAAGGACAAAGUGCUGGAGGAGCUGCAGUACCUCCGCUCGCUGGACACAGCAGGAGAUGACAUCAAUGUAAUCAAGAACCAGAUUAACAGUCUUCUGUUUGUGAAGAAGGUGUGUGAAACAAGGAUCCAGAGACUACAUUCGGGCAAGGAGGUGGAUGCCUUGAAGCUGGCAGCCAAUUUCGGCAAGCUGUGUGUUAUUCCGCUGGAUCAUAUCCUUGUCCACAACAUCGCCCUGCAGUUCUUCAUGGAUUUCAUGCAGGCAGCGGGGGCCCAGGCAGAGCUGUUCUUCUGGCUCACUGUGGAGGGCUACAGGGUGACGGCACAGCAGCAGCUGGAGGCGAUGCUGGGCUGGCAGAAAGAUGGCAAGAAGCAGCCCAGUGCCACCAAGGGGCUGCUGAAAGCCGCUGCACUGGGUGUCUAUGAACAAUACCUCUCUGACAAGGCGUCUCCCAGAGUGCAAGUAGAUGAAAUAUCAGUAAUACAACUGGGGGAGGCGCUACAGAAAGAAGACCCCACACCUGAGAUAUUUGACGACAUCCAGAGAAAGGUGUAUGACAUGAUGCUGCGUGAUGAGCGCUUCUACCCCUCCUUCAAGCAGAGUCCUCUGUACGUACGCAUGCUUGCAGAGCUGGACAUGCUGAAAGAGCCGAGCUACCGGGGAUCUGAUGAUGGCGACGGGGAAUCUUUCAAUGGCUCUCCAACAGGAAGCAUAAACCUAUCUUUGGACGACUUGUCCAACUCCUGCCAUGAUGAAACUAUGCACCUACAUGCCUUCAUCUCCGACACAGGGGUUUGCAACGACCACGGUAAGACCUACGCACUCUACGCCAUCACUGUGUUCAGACGCAGCCAAGACGGCAGCGAGGACUGCUGGAAAACCUACCGCCGCUACUCUGACUUCCAUGACUUCCAUAUGAGGAUCACUGAACAGUUUGAGAACCUGGCGUCGAUCCUCAAGCUGCCAGGGAAAAAGACUUUCAACAACAUGGACAGAGACUUCUUGGAGAAGAGAAAAAAGGACCUCAAUGCUUAUUUACAGUUGCUGCUGAACCCAGAGAUGGUGAAGGCCUGCCCAACUCUGAUUCCUUAUGUCUAUGACUUCUUGGAGAACAAGGCCUACAGCAAGGGCAAAGGAGAGUUUGCACGCAAGAUAGACACAUUUGUGAAUCCUCUCCGGAGCUCCAUGAGGAACGUGUCCAAUGCAGUGAAGGCCCUGCCAGACAGUCUGGCUGAGGGCAUGACCAAAGUCUCUGACAACAUGGGUCGCAUGUCAGAAAGACUGGGCCAGGACAUCAAACAGUCAAUAUUCAAGGUGCCUCCACUCCUCCCCAAGUCAGACAUCGACCCUGAACACUGUCGAGUCUCCGCUCAGUUAGACGAUAACGUCGAUGAUAACAUUCCACUGCGGGUAAUGCUGCUGCUGAUGGACGAGGUGUUUGAUCUCAAGGAGAAAAACCAGUGGCUACGCAGGAACAUUAAGAACCUGCUGCAGCAGCUCAUCAGGGCAACAUAUGGAGACACCAUCAACAGAAAAAUUGUGGACCAUGUGGACUACAUGACCUCACCAGAGCAGGUGGCAGAUUAUGUCAAGAAGUUUAGGGAUUCCUACUGGCCCAAUGGUAUUCUGGCUGAGACGCCACCCCGUCGGGACAAGAACAUCCGCAUGAGGACACGAGUCGCCGCUAAGACCAGCCUGCUGGGUAUCAUGCCAGAUGAGCUGAAGCACAUCAUUGGGGCGGACACCACGCGGAAGGGCAUACUGCGCGUCUUUGACAUGUUUCAGUACCAACCCAUGAACCGUCGUCUUGUCUACGUUUUCCUGGAGGGCUUCUUGGAGACCAUGUUCCCUCAGUACAAAUUCCCAGAGCUCUUUGUCAAGCUGCACUCCCGCUCUCCGCGUAUACACAGAUACAGCCAGAAACUCAAAUCCUCCUCCCUCAAAAGGUGACAGGAGAGGACCAAGGCAACGGAACACGGGCCAACGAGAGACACGCAGACUUGAGAGCUAAAAGUGAGAGUGUGGGGGGAGAGGGGCUUGAGGUGAACGUUGAGGUAUGUGUGUGUGAUUUCUGCCCCUACCGCUUACCUCACACACACUUUUUCAGUGAAAAACACUCCCAAUUAUCCAGCUGAUUACUUCUGUCAAGACAGAACUGAAGGUUGAAAAACACACACAUGCGCAAACACAAAAUCUGUAAUUUGCACCAAGACUGAACAUGACAGUCUUUCUUUUAGUCUACAUUAUGUUCCCCACCCCCUUUUUUUUUUUUUAUGUUGUUGUUGUUGUUGUUGUGCUUAGCUUUGGCUGGGCCAGUCAAUGCUGCUUUCUCACGGUCCAGAGAGCAGACCACAAAUACUGUAUUGUUUUUAAACUGCAGGAGUAGAUAGCAUAGACCCACACCUUGCCUUACCUUUCCCGCUUCUUGUCUCCUGGUCAGCACAGUCCCACCAUCUCAGUGAGCUGGCCGCUCAGCUGUAGUCAAACUUACCCUCAUGCUGUAGACGUUUUAUCUGCAAAAGCUGCAUACUUGUAAACGGCAGACAAUAAUUUUGUUUUCAUAGCAACCAAAUAUGUCAAUAGCACUGGGUUAAGAGGCACUGUUUUUAAAAUGUGACUGAACAAAUAUGGGUCGAAAGGAUGAUUUUUAAAAAGGUUUUUUGUCCAAUUUUUUUUUCUCCAGCCUCAGUGCUUCACGUGAGAUAUGAUGAGACUUUUUUUCCCCCCAGAGUGUUACAUCAUCUGUACCGCUCAUGAUCCUUAAAAAAAAAGAAA
Molecule: messenger RNA, 4166 nt
Organism: Scomber scombrus (Atlantic mackerel)
Lineage: Eukaryota; Metazoa; Chordata; Actinopteri; Scombriformes; Scombridae
Gene: snx13
Product: sorting nexin 13
Exons: 25
Coding region: 441-3341 (966 amino acids)
Cellular component (GO): early endosome
Molecular function (GO): phosphatidylinositol binding
Source: RefSeq, a predicted model, not a curated record